ACAUUUUUGAAUAAAUAUUUCUACUCUUUACUCAACUACAUUUUAAAUGGCAUGUACCGUUACUCGCUACAUUGUGUUUGUGCACGUAAAGUCAACCUUAUCUGUGGUGCUUAAUCUUGGGUGUCAGGGCGAAAUCGCCAUCUACUGGGUAUUGAAGGUACUGGAUGCUAUUUGCGAAUGCACGACUACUCCAUUAUGCACGUGAAUCAGCAACCCUGUGCCGAACGAUCGCCAGGUGUUAUACAUUAGCAAUGGCUGCAGCCACUGAUGAAGCCGAAGCCAGCACAUCAUGCAGUGCUAGCACGGAUGAUAACCACCCCUGGCCUUAUUUGAAAGAAAUGUUUUCAUUUACUGGUGUACAUAAUGACUCUUACAGGAUGAAGUGUCUACUUUGUUUGCCACGAACCACGCAAAUAAGUGCUUUUAAGAAUUCGUCGUCAAAUUUGAGGAAACACGUUGAGGUAAGAGCCUUUUAAUGCCAAUUUAGCCAAAUUAAUCUAUAUAAUCAGGGCUUGACAUUAACACCCGCCAAAUGCGGGUACAUUUCGGCUGUGGCGGGUAAAACAGCCAAUCCCACUAGCCACUUUUGCUGGUUGAAUUUUUUUAUUGUAGUUUUCUUAAAAGUUAUGCAAAAUUAUAAACAAUGCGCAAUGACACUGGGAAACAAACUACUCCAAAGAUCACUCCCUGCACCCAUCGCAACGUACUGAGACCGUUUGAGACGCGCGCGCGAUCAGCGGAAACUCGCGUUGCGCACCAAAGCGCCACCUUUUUACCAGAGAGAGAGCGCGAGAGCUGAUGGUUUUGCGAAUGCACGGGACGCAGUCUGAGCGCAUACGUACACUUUGGGAAAGAUAAAUCAAUUGCAUGGAAGUGAUUGAAGAGAUUUAAAGUGCAUGCUCGAUCUCUGGGCAAGAGCAGAGAGAAAUUCAUAGGGCAAACCUAAAUGCACACAUCCUAGUUUUGUCCGAAAUCAAAGGAAAACCCACCAAUGGAGAGGUCCGCGCAUGAUUUUAAUGAAGCCUACUUUGUGCAACAAUGAUGCCUUCUCGACAUUUGCCAUUAAAAGUCUUAAAUAACAUUUAACAGAAACCACGAUUAAGUAUAUAAAAUUUACUGCUGUUGUUAAUAAAUAUUUAAAGUGUUUUUCUAGGGUUUUUGUUUAUCUUUUUAGUUAAUCUUCUACGCCCCUGCUUCAUGUUUAAUAUAUUCAUUAGAAGUUCAUCUAUUUAUGCCUUACUAGCAUAUUUUUUCCUGCACCUAAAUAUAUGAUCUAUACUGAUAUUACCAUCUACAUAAUCUUGUCUUAAUUUGGUCAGUCUGCAUUUGAAAGUCAAUCUGCAUCUAAUCUAGCUAAAUUUAGUAAAAUUAUUCAAAUUAAAGUCAUUUUAGGAUGCCAAAGUCAAGUUUAAUCAUAUAAAAUGUAUUUUACCAACAACAAAAUUGUGGCUAGUGAAAAUGCUGAGUGGCUGGUAACUUUGGGAAAAAAACGAUCCACUUUGGCUGGUGAGCAUAAAAGUUAAUGUCAAGCCCUGUAUAUAAACCAUGUUUGACUUUACAGUGGUAUUGUAAGCAUAAUGUUGUUAACAUAACUUUGCUGUUUGUUAGCAAUACUAAAAGUUAAUACAGUUACUAAUCUAAUUAAACAAAAACACUGCGACAUGACUAUAUUUUGUUUAAAAUUUGAGUGCAGUGUGAAUGAAUGUAGUUACUGAAAUUUAAUGAUCUAUAUGGGAAGUCCGCUAACCAAAUAUAAAUUUUGCAUCAGGUGCAUUUAGCUGUGAAUUUGUGAUUGUGUUUAUCAUUGAAUUUAUAUUUUACUAAGUUAAAAAAUAACACUGCUCUUCUUUGUUUUAUUUUAUUACAGAGAAAACAUCCAAAUCACUUAAAUAAGUAAUCAGAAUUGACCACGAUCUCUCAGAAGAGAAAGAAUUUAAGCAAAAAUAUGGAGCCGCUGAAGAAACAACUCAAAAUUGGAGAGACCAAGAUCAUUUCUCAAGCAACCGUUGAUAAAGCUGUACUGCGAUUCAUUGUAUAUGGUCUCCAACCUUUCAGCGUGGUUGAAAAGGAUGAAUUUAAGGGCCUGAUUCAUGACUUGCAGCCUAACUCAACUGUACGGUCACGAUCAACCAUCUGUGCCAAGAUAGAGGAAGCUGCAGGAGAAAUGAAGAAAAGUUUAACAGAAGCCAUGAGAGGGGUUGAAUACAUCUGUACAACCACUGAUUGCUGGAGUGCAAGACGUCGCAGCUUUAUAGGUAUGACAGCGCACUGGAUUGACCCAGACAAUCUGCACCGAUGCUCUGUAGCACUUGCUUGUCGACAGUUAAAGGGGUCUCACACGUUUGAUGUACUUGCAGCUGCAAUACAUGACAUACACUCUGAAUUUGAGAUCCAUGAAAAAGUUGUCUGUAUAACAACAGACAAUGGGUCCAAUUUUUUGAAAGCAUUUCGUGUCUAUGGAGGUGAGAACAUACAACACAGCAACAACGCAGAAAGUGCAACAGCAACCACAUCAGAAGAUGAGGAUGAAUCUGACACUGAAGAUCAGGAGAAAUGUGAGGAGAUUGAAUAUAUUGAGGUUUCUGAAAUUCUAGCCAUGGAUGACCUUGAAUUUCAUUUGCCCAAGAACCAGCGUUGUGCUUGCCAUCUUCUGAACCUGGUUUCCACUGUGGAUGUUGACACUGCUCAAAUGGAUGAAACAUACAAAAGGUUAUCAAGAUCAUCCUUCUCCAAAUGCUGGGCCUUAUGGAACAAGACUGGCCGGUCCAACAAAGCUGCAGAGAUGAUGGAAGAGGAAUGCAGUUUGCAGUUAAUUCGUCCAAAUGCCACACGAUGGAACUCUUUGUUUCUUUCAGUGGAGAGGAUCCUGAAAAUCAUGAAGGAAAAGGGAGAUGGGGCUUUCCGGAAUCUCUGUGCGGAGUUCAAAAUCCCCAUGUUCACUCCUGCAGAAAAGGCCUUUCUUGGAGAAUAUAUCACCGCUAUGGCCCCUGUUGCCAAAGCGUUUAAUAUCUUGCAGGGAGAAACCAAUGUGCACAUGGGCUGGCUUGUACCAACACUCAACAUUAUGGUUUCCAAACUAAAACGAGCCAAGAUAUCCAUGAAACUGUGCAAGAGCCUGGUAGAUGCAAUUCUUACAGGUGUGAACAAGCGUUUUGGUGACAUGCUCAAUGAUCCAGAGCUGAUUGCGGCUGCAAUCCUGCUUCCGAAGUUUAAAACGUAUUGGACAACGGAUGCUGACAUCCUCAAACUCGGUCUUGACUUCAUAAAAGGAAAUAUGGAGGAGAUCUCUCAGCUUACAAGUGAUGGCACUUCUUCAGAGGAUGAGGAUUUCUUCAAGCCACUGAAGUCAUCCCAGGCACAACAUGGCCCAGUAGUGCUUGAAAGCUAUCUGACAUGUGCUGGUGAUGACAUGGGUGUCCUGAAAACCUUCCCACCUCUAUUGAAGUUGUCAUUAAGGCUCAACACUCCCCUACCUGCAUCUGCUGCUUGCGAGCGACUCUUUAGCACUGCUGGCCUCAUUUUCAGUCCAAAAAGAGCUAGAAUAAAUUCCAAGAACUUUGAGAACCAGCUUUUGUUAAAGUUGAAUAAAAACAUUGCCCCUCUCUGAGACUGAGAGGUAUAUUAUAUCAAAGUCAGCUCUGAUUUUAUUUUUUUUUGUCCAUUUUACUUAAAAGAGACUUUUUUACAAUGUUUUAGUUAUUCCUUUUUUGAACACUUGGGUUUGACUAGACAGGCUUGUUUGAUGUGUUUUGUUCUGCCCUGUCGGAAUUAAGAGGUUCGAUUUCUUUUAUGUAUUAGAAAGUAAAAUCACAUAAAUAAACAAUCUUGUUUUUCAUCUCUGUGUUGAGGACUAGUGCAUCUUUGAGCAAAUGUUCAGUAUGAGUAAAUUACUUAAGUACUUUUAAAAUUGGUUACUUUAAGACUUUUACUCAAGUCGUAUUUAAAUUGGUGACUUGUAACUUGUAGUGGAGUAAUUUUUACAGUAAGGUAUCUGUACUUUUACUCAAAUAUGGCUUUCAGCUACUCUUUACACCACUGCAAAAGUAAGACUAUUGGUCAGAUUUCUAGAGGGUAUAGCACUUCCUUCCGGAGACGGAUGGAGGCCAUCUCUCUUUAACAGGUCAGGUCUUCCCCGGAAAUGCUUCCAAUUGUCUAUAAACCCUACGUUAUGCUGAGGGCACCA
Messenger RNA from Misgurnus anguillicaudatus (oriental weatherfish), 4183 nucleotides. Its product is annotated as zinc finger BED domain-containing protein 4-like. Lineage: Eukaryota; Metazoa; Chordata; Actinopteri; Cypriniformes; Cobitidae. The record is from RefSeq and is a predicted model, not a curated record.